GUCUCUAUGCUUAUAGGUUAUACAGUGAGCUUGAUACGUCAUAUAUUAAUAUUUUGUGCUUUUGAUUCGAAAGCAUUAUAGAAUAAUUUUGUCAUGUCUGGUUUCACUCAAGAAAACUCAUUUUGGAGUCAACAAAAUGAUCAACCAUAUCAAUCAAAUAAUUUUUAUCAAGCUGAAUAUAACCAAUUUCAAAAUCAAAACUUAGAUUUCAAACCAUUAGAAGAUUACGGACAGCAAGUAUAUAGUCCUAGUUUCUCACCCAUGCCUAAUAUGCCUUAUAUGGAUACGAAGGAAUCUGUUUCUGAUGAUUUUGAUGAACCUCCUCUACUAGAAGAAUUGGAAAUAUAUCCUGACAGAAUUUUAGAGAAAAUAAAAGUAGUUCUUAAUCCUUUUCGAAGCCAUUGCUUGACUGAUGAUGCAGAGUAUUUGACUAAAGACGCAGAUCUGGCUGGACCCAUAUUCUUUUAUUUAGUUCUGGCUGUAUGUUUGUUCUUGUCUGGAAAUAAGCCACAUUUUGGAUAUGUUUAUGGGGUUACAGUUUUAGCAUCACUAUUGAUGUAUGGUUUGCUCUCUUUGAUGACUCUUGAGGAUGGGGUAUUUACUUUUACAACUGUAUUUAGUGUUUUAGGAUAUAGUGUUUCUCCUAUUGUGGGGUUAUCUGCCAUUGGAAUAUUUUUCUCUCUGCGUGGAUUAGUAGGCAUUGCUUUAUCAAUUAUUGCUGUUUUGUGGUGUUGUUUAUCUGCAUCCAGGUUAUUUGUUACAAUAUCUGGUGAUAAAGAGCAGCAACCUCUUAUUGCUUACCCAUGUGCACUUGUAGCAGGAAUUUAUAUUCUAAUGGUUGUAUUUUGAAGGAAUAUUGAUUAAAAUUGGAGAAAAAUAUUGUUUCUUUAUUAAAAAUUCUAUAUUAAAUCAUAUUAACUUUGAAACUUCAUGAAUUUGCUUGAAAAUAUAUUGUGGAGUAUUUUGUUCCAUGAAGAUAAGCAGUGUGACUUCCAUGUAAUAAACUAUUUAUAAGUGAAUAAAUAAAUAUUUAUUUGAAAUUAUUUUUGCUAUAUGUUUACAUAGUAUACGAUAAUAAAAUUGAAAUUAUUCA
Messenger RNA from Harmonia axyridis, 1093 nucleotides. It is a transcript of the gene Yip1d1, whose product is annotated as protein YIPF7. Gene Ontology annotation, cellular component: membrane; trans-Golgi network. The record is from RefSeq and is a predicted model, not a curated record. Gene Ontology annotation, biological process: vesicle fusion with Golgi apparatus; endoplasmic reticulum to Golgi vesicle-mediated transport. Bases 94 to 849 code for a protein of 251 amino acids. NCBI's taxonomy places the organism in Eukaryota, Metazoa, Arthropoda, Insecta, Coleoptera, Coccinellidae. The transcript has 3 exons.